UCUCGCGCAGCAACAUCCUGCGCCAGUUUGUUCUGGAGGAGGCCCACGAGGAGAAGGAUGAGUUGUAGAUAUCUUGUGUUUUCGUUUGAGGGUGGGGGGGGCAAGCGGAUUGGAAGAUGCAGGGUGCUACGGCUGUGACUUCGGUCCUCUGUUGUGUCUCUAGUGAACUUAUCAAUCGGUCCUUGUAUGAUACCAGGGAAAAUCAAGCGAUUCUAUGACGAUGAUGAUAAGGACUCUCAUCUAUGCUAGCCUCCUCCCCCAGGAAAAAAGAAAGUAUGCUCAAUACAAGCCACCACGAUUGCAAUGCAGGUAAAACAGGGGUAUCUAAACCAAGUCGACAGUAAAAACCACACCACCCGACUGUACACAAUGAGUACACUUCCAACAUCUCUCUCCAGUCCUGAUGACCAACCACCCCCAAUUCCCAAAACAAACCCCAACCGAGAAAAGAAACUCCAUCAGAGCAAUACCAAUACCAACGCAGUGAAUGCCCCGAACGUCCAAAACCCAAGCACUCACCCUCCUCCACUUCCAUAUCACCCCCAUCCCAUAUCUCCCCCAAGCCACAACCCAAGAAAGCAUCCUCACUUCCCCGGACUAGCACUCCCAGCCGCAUCCCCCGCUGCCCCAGCGACAGCACCCCCGCCCCCACCCUCAGCAGUAGCCCCCGCACCAGCAGGAGCAGAAGAAUCCAACAACGCCAACGAAGCCUCCAACUCAUCCAACCGCCGCGCCAUAUCGUCCACUACCCCCCCGAAUAGAGUUAGCAUCGCAUCGUAUCGCAUAACCACAAACCCCCUCUGCCUUCCCGUUUCAGUGCAGCAGAUAGAGCCCCUGGCGGUCGUGGGAGUUGUGGGAGCCGUAGAGCCCGAAGGAGCCUGAUAAAAGGAGGAAAAAGGGAAUGAGGAAAAAACGCACACUUCCCAAAGAUCUCGCGCGAGACGCCGUCGAAUUUAUGUUGGAGUUGGUCGAGGAGGUCGUCGACUGCGGCGUUGAGUUCGGAUUGGAUUUCGGGGACCGGGGCCGGGGCGGGGGCCGGGGUGGUGGUUUUUGGUGGUGUUUGGGUGGUUGUGGUGGGUUGGGGGGAGAGCUUUGGGGUGUUAGUGUUUGGUAUAGGGUAUCUUUGGGGUUGG
This is a messenger RNA of Aspergillus aculeatinus CBS 121060, 1133 nucleotides long. RefSeq lists its product as uncharacterized. The record is from RefSeq and is a predicted model, not a curated record. Bases 304 to 882 code for a protein of 192 amino acids. Lineage: Eukaryota; Fungi; Ascomycota; Eurotiomycetes; Eurotiales; Aspergillaceae. The transcript has a single exon.